This is a messenger RNA of Telopea speciosissima, 2397 nucleotides long. RefSeq names its product U-box domain-containing protein 17. The transcript is spliced from 2 exons. Gene Ontology annotation, cellular component: nucleus; cytoplasm. The record is from RefSeq and is a predicted model, not a curated record. Bases 126 to 2267 code for a protein of 713 amino acids. Gene Ontology annotation, molecular function: protein binding; ubiquitin-protein transferase activity. Lineage: Eukaryota; Viridiplantae; Streptophyta; Magnoliopsida; Proteales; Proteaceae. Gene Ontology annotation, biological process: protein ubiquitination.
CGGUGCUCUAAUCUGUGAAUUUUGAUCCGUAAGGCAGAGCUGGGGUUUCAACGAUUUGAACGGAUUCAGAAGAUUCUGUGAAGAACAAGUGGAGCUACUGAAACCCUAAUUUGACCCGACUUUUAAUGGCUUCAGCUGCUAUAUUCUCGUCUUUACGGAGGCGAAGGUCGCCUUCCUUAGAGGCUUUCUUGGCGCCGGUACAUUUAAGCGACGUCGCGCUUGUUCAGACACUCGUUUCUCUAGGCAGUGAGCUGAUCUCGUCUUUUUCGAAUCGUCUGUUGGCUUUCCAGCGCAGGAAUUCCCAAUCUCUGAUUCGAAAGAUACAGAAUUUCGUCGUCGUCUUUGAGUUUCUCAGGGACUCUGGGUCUAAACUCCCUUCCACUGCCGUUCUUUGCUUGAAGGAACUUUAUCUUCUCAUUUAUCGUUCGAAGAUUCUUUUAGAGUAUUGCUCUCAGGCAAGCAGGUUAUGGCUCCUCGUCCAGAACUCUUCGAUUUCUGGUCAUUUCCACGACCUCAACCAGGAGAUCUCCACGCUUCUCGACAUAUUCCCGUUGAAAGAGCUCGAGCUCUCUCUGGACAUCAGAGAGCAUAUUGAGCUUAUGCAGAGCCAGUCAAGCAAAGCCAAGUUAUUUAUUGAUCAACGUGAUGAGAUGCUGAGGCUUCAGCUCUUCUCCUUCCUUGAAGAGUUUGAGCGGGGACAUAUUCCUGAUCAGGAAGAGUUGCGUACUCUUUUCAUCGACAGAUUGGGGAUUCGAGAUGCAAAAUCUUGUAGAGCUGAGAUUGAAUUCCUGGAAGAGCAGAUUUAUAAUCUUGAGGGGGAUGUUGAACCGACUGUCUCAGUACUCAAUGGGUUUGUCGCCCUUACAAGGUAUUGCAGAUUUUUGCUUUUUGGCUUCGAGGAAGAAGAAAUGGGAACUGGUAACCAUAAGAAAUCGAACAAGGGUCUUAUUUCUCUGGAUAAUGGUGAAUCUAGUGUUCCAAUUCCAAAGGAUUUUAUUUGCCCAAUAUCUUUGGACUUGAUGCGAGACCCGGUAAUAAUCUCAACUGGGCAGACCUAUGAUCGACUUUCCAUAGCCCAUUGGAUGGAAGAAGGGCAUUGCAGCUGUCCAAAGACAGGACAGAUGCUUACUCACACUCGUCUUGUGCCAAAUCGAGCUCUCAGAAAUCUAAUCUCCCAGUGGUGCUCCGCUCAUGGGAUACAUUUUGAUCCAUCAGAUAGUCCAGAUACGACAAUGGAAACCAUUGCAGUGGCUGCAGCUUCCAAAGCUGCAAUCAAAGCUAACACAGCAACAGCUGAGCUUCUAAUUCAACAGUUAUCAAAUGGGUCAGAGGUGGUAAAAACAGUCGCUGUUCGUGAGCUGCGGUUGCUGGCUAAAACUGGAAGAGAGAACCGUGCCUGCAUUGCAGAAGCAGGGGCAAUCCCUCUUCUCCGACAGUUACUGUCAUCCCCAAACCCAAUUGCACAAGAGAAUGCUGUGACCGCAAUUCUCAAUCUAUCGAUCCAUGACAAGAACAAGAGUCGGAUAAUGGAGGAAGCAGGAUGUUUAGGAUCAAUUGUCGAGAUUCUAAGAUUUGGGCACACAACAGAGGCAAGGGAAAAUGCUGCAGCAACACUCUUCAGCUUGUCUGCAGUUCAUGACUACAAGAAGAGAAUCACAAAUGCAGAAGGGGCUGUUGAGACCUUGGCAGGACUGUUGAGAGAGGGGAGCUCAAGAGGGAAGAAGGAUGCUGUAACUGCUCUAUUUAAUUUGUCCACUCAUGAAGAUAAUUGCAAGAAAAUGAUAGAGUCCGGAGCAAUGACAGCCCUGGUAGGGGCACUAGGAAUUGAGGGAACGGCAGAGGAGGCAGUCGGUGCAUUGGCCUUACUAGUUAGACAGCCAAUUGGGGCUGAAGCAGUUGGGAAGGAGGAAAUGGCAGUGGCUGGGUUAAUUGGGAUGAUGCGACGGGGGACUCCUAUGGGGAAAGAGAAUGUUGUCGUGGCAUUGCUUGAAUUAUGCCGGAGUGGUGGGGCAGCUGCUACAUUGAGGGUGGCUAGGGCACCAGCAUUGGCAAGUUUGCUUCAGACUUUGCUCUUUACGGGUACAAAGCGGGCGCGACGGAAGGCAGCAUCACUUGCUAGAGUUUGCCAGAGGUGUGAAGCUGCAACUUUGCCGGUGGGAGCAUGGGGAGUCGGGUAUGGAUAUUCCGGCAAUUCAAUGUCAGAUCAUGGUUCAAGUUUUGCUGGGGAUGUGUCAGUACCAAUGUCCAUCGUUCCACCCUUGUGCUAGUUUCAUCGCUGUUUCCUUUUCUUUCUUUUUCUUAAUUGUUGUUGUUACAUUCUUUCAUUGAUAUAUAAGUUCGGAGUUUGGAUAAACGAAAUAGUAAAGGAAUACAAUACAUGAUUAUGUGUUUCAGUUA